AUGCAGAUUCUCGUGGCAACACUUGCUCUUGUGGCAGCGGCGCAAGCCACGACCAUCAACGCCAUCAACGGCAGGAACUUCCUGUCGCCAUUCAACGGGCAGUCGGUGACCAAUGUCACUGGAAUUGUGACAGCCAAGACCUCCACCGGGCUAUAUCUCCGUGCUCCAAGGCGGACUUGCGACAAGCGCAUAGGCACUGGACUCUAUGUCUUCAGCUCCACGCUUGGCAAGAAUGCCUCGAUCUCGGUGGGUGACACCCUCGUCUUGGACGGUAAAGUCACCGAAUACCGUUCAAAUACGGCCUACCUCUACUCGACCGAGCUGGAGUCACCCGUGGUGCAGGGAUGGGUCAAGGGCACCACCACCCCCAAGCCGCGGGUCAUUGGUAGGGAUACGCGCAACCCUCCCACAGAGCAAUACUCGGUCCUCGACAACGGCGACAUCUUUGGCGUUCCAAACAACGUCAGCCAGGUGUCUGUAGCCAACCCGGAGCUGCAGCCCGACAAGUACGGCCUGGACUUCUGGAAGAUGUUGAACGGAGAGCUGGUUACCAUCCAAAGCCCCAUCGCUGUCUCCAAGCCCAACACGUAUGGCGAGACGUGGAUGAUCGGUAACUGGCCAACCACCGGCCAAAACGAACGCGGAGGCCUGACUCUUGGUGACAAGGAUGCCAACCCCGAGGCGAUCAUAAUUGGUUCCCCUCUCGAUGGCUCUAAGGGGAUAACCACCUCCCGCAUUGGAGACAAGUUCGAAGAUAUCACUGGUGUCGUUCACUAUCAGUUCGGCUUCUACUAUAUCUUGCCUUUGACCGCAAUCAAGACUGUAUCCUCUCUCUCUCCCGCCCUACCUCCCCCGACAUCUCUCAUCAGCACUGGCGAAUGUUCCGGCUUGACUGUGGGUGACUACAACAUUGAGAACUUUGCUCCUUCGGACACGGCCCAUGUCAAUGAUGUCGCUGCCCACAUUGUCAACUACAUGAAGUCCCCUGACGUCCUGUUCAUCCAGGAAGUCCAGGACAACAACGGCGCCACCAACAACGGCGAAGUAGACUCCUCCUUGACCUUGAGCACCCUCACUGCGGCUAUCACCAAGCUUGGCGGCGUCAACUACUCCUACACCUGGAUCAACCCGGUCAACAAUGCUGACGGUGGCCAGCCCGGAGGCAACAUUCGUCAGGCGUACCUUUACAACCCCAAUAUUGUUCGUCUGCACAACGAGAACGCUGGCAGUGCUACCGAUGCGAACGCAGUCGUGAAGGGCGCCAACGGUAGCCCGACGCUCAAGUAUAACCCAGGUCGCAUCGACCCAGCCAAUGCUGCAUGGGUAUCGAGCCGCAAGCCCCUCGUCGCUGAGUGGCAGACCGUCGUUGGGAACCACGUUUUCUUCACCGUCAACGUGCACUGGGAGUCCAAGGGCGGUAGCUCUAGUCUCCAGGGCGAUCUCCGCCCUCCUGUCAACUCGCCCGUCGAGAAGCGCACCCAGCAGGCUAACCUUACGGGUAGCUUCAUCGCUGAUAUCUUGGCCAUCGACAGCGAUGCCCGUGUCAUCAUGGCUGGUGACUUGAAUGAGUACUCGGUGGUCCAGCCCGUCAAGACCUUCACUUCCGUGUCGUCCAUGGUCGAUCUUGAUGUGGCCGCCGGUAUCCCCGUCAAUGAGCGAUACACCUACACUUUCGGCGCGGAUAUGGAGGAGCUCGACCACCUCUUCGUCAGCCCCGCCAUUGCCAACCUCCAGCCCCUCGAGGAGCAUAUCCACGUCAACACAUGGGUGUCGUACGCCGACCAGGUGUCUGACCACGAUCCGACGGUGGCCAAGAUCAACGUCUGCGGUAAGAAUGUUGCGUCGUCCGACGUCACCUCGUCAGCUUCGUCUACUCCCGCUGCCACUCCUAGUAGCACACCCACGCCCAUGUCGUCGGGCAUCAGCACUCCAGCCACCACAGCGGCAUCAGGAACAAAGACCACAACCCCGGCAUCCUCCUCCGUCUCAGCCACAGCUACUCCCAUCGCCUCGGGCAAGGCCCUCUCCGGACGGGGCAACGUCCUGGCAUCCACGCCUGGUGAAGCGAACGGUGGGCGACUCCUCACCUCCGGCAACUGGUACCGCGCCGGCGGCACCGCAGCCAUCUUCACAGCAACCCCCAACGUCGACGGCGUCACCUUCACCCUCCAGUCGUCCAAGGGCAAGUGCGCCAUCAUCGCCGACAUGUCCAUCUUCUGCGACUCCAGCGUGACCCUCGGCAGCAGCUUCGGCUGGGACGGCGCGUACGUGACGUACCUGGGGGCCAAUACCUUCUACGCCACGGAGCUGCCUACUGGCAGCGGGAAUACCAAGGUGUACAUGGUGCAGAAGGCUCUGACGCUGCAGCUUACUUGGUCUGCGGUCUAG
Molecule: messenger RNA, 2388 nt
Organism: Clonostachys byssicola
Lineage: Eukaryota; Fungi; Ascomycota; Sordariomycetes; Hypocreales; Bionectriaceae
Source: the annotation of a GenBank genome assembly